Messenger RNA from Letharia columbiana, 2874 nucleotides. RefSeq lists its product as uncharacterized. The record is from RefSeq and is a predicted model, not a curated record. NCBI's taxonomy places the organism in Eukaryota, Fungi, Ascomycota, Lecanoromycetes, Lecanorales, Parmeliaceae. The transcript is spliced from 4 exons. Gene Ontology annotation, molecular function: SNARE binding; zinc ion binding. The coding region runs from base 1 to 2874 and encodes 957 amino acids. Gene Ontology annotation, biological process: endoplasmic reticulum to Golgi vesicle-mediated transport; intracellular protein transport; COPII-coated vesicle cargo loading. Gene Ontology annotation, cellular component: endoplasmic reticulum exit site; COPII vesicle coat.
AUGGCAACCCCACAGCCGGGCUACCCUCCCAAUGGUCAACCAGGCCACGAGCAAUACCAGCAAGAGCAAUAUGACUCCAACCAGCAAGAGGCCCCAGAGAAUGUGCCUCACGCACAAGGCGGCCUACCAGCAUCCACUGCUGGAGGUCGAAGAAAACGCAACUAUGCUGGGCAAGCGUAUGACUUUGGGGGAGGUGCAAACUCGGCGCUAGGCGGGCAGCAACAAGGUGGGGGAGCGUAUCCCGGACCACCUAGCAUGCAACCACAACCGCAGCCAGGAUAUCCAGGACCAGUCUAUGGAUCGAAUCCGGCCUCGCCUGGCAUGGGAGGAGCCCCUGGCUACGGACAGCCGUCUCCUGCUGUUGGUGGCUACCAGCCUCCCGACCCAGCUUACCCUACACAUGGAGUACCCCCUGCGCAACCUGGUAUGGCAGGGGUCACUCAGGGUAUGAGCAAUCUUGCUAUGGGCGGCCAAGGGCAAAAUGUACCUGUGCCGAUGCAGGGACAGGUGCAAGGACGUCCUGCGAUGAAUCAGCUCAUACCAACUGAUCUCCUGAACCAACAUUUGGAUGUCUCUGAACUUAGCCGCCCUCCACCACAGAUAAAUCUGCCACCCAAUUCCAGCGUCACUCCUUCUCCAGAUGCUAAUUGCUCCCCGAAAUACGUUCGCUCUACACUCAACGCUGUCCCAACAACGCACUCAUUGCUCAAGAAGUCUAAACUACCCUUCGCACUGGUCAUACAACCUUAUAGCUCAUUGCACGAUCAUGAAGACCCAGUUCCGGUUGUCCCUGACCAGGUUAUCGCUCGAUGUAGACGUUGCCGAUCAUACAUCAACCCGUUCGCGACCUUUCUAGACCAAGGCCAUCGAUGGCGGUGUAAUAUGUGCAAUCUCACAAAUGAGGUUCCACAAGCCUUUGAUUGGGAUGCAGCCGCGCAAAAGCAGUUAGACAGAUGGUCAAGGCCCGAACUCAACCACUCUGUUGUGGAAUUUGUAGCACCUCAAGAAUACAUGGUCCGCCCACCUCAGCCAUUAGUCUACCUGUUCCUUUUCGAUGUCAGCUAUAAUUCCGUAACCAACGGUCUGCUAGCCACAGGAGCUCGCUGCAUUCUUGAGAGCUUGGACCGCAUCCCCAAUGCUGAUCGACGAACGAGGCUUGGAUUCAUGGCCGUAGACUCGAGCCUGCACUACUUCUCCAUCCCUCGCGAUGACAGCGAGAAUGGUGAGCCAAGCAUGAUGGUCGUCAGCGAUCUUGAUGAGCCCUUCUUGCCAACACCUGUCGAUCUACUGGUCACACUAACUGAGUGUCGAGAGAACAUCGAAAACUUCUUGGGAAAGCUCCAAGAGAUGUUCCAAAAUACUCAGAACACUGGCUCCUGCAUGGGAUCCGCACUGCGAGCUGGUCAUAAGCUCAUAUCUCCCGUGGGCGGAAAGCUUACCGUUCUAACUGCAAGCCUUCCGAACCUUGGGCAAGGGAAACUUGAGAUGAGAGAAGACAAGAAAAUUCUUGGAACCAGCAAGGAGAGUAGUCUUUUACAGACUGCAAACAGUUUCUACAAGAGCUUUGCGGUUGAAUGCUCGAAGAAUCAAGUAUCUAUCGAUAUGUUCCUUUUCUCAUCUCAGUACCAAGACGUUGCGUCUUUGAGCAACCUACCAAGAUACACGGGAGGUCAAACAUACUUUUACCCAGGAUGGAAUGCGGCAAGAAGCGAAGAUGCAAUCAAAUUUGCGCGGGAGUUCUCUGACUACUUGUCAGCCGAGAUUGGCCUCGAAGCUGUGCUCCGUGUUAGAGCUACUACUGGCUUGCGGAUGAGUACCUUCUACGGCAAUUUCUUUAAUCGCAGUUCGGAUCUCUGUGCAUUCCCUGCAUUCCCUCGAGACCAGGGCUACGUAGUUGAAGUUGCUAUCGACGAGUCAUUGACAAAGGGCGUUGUCUGCUUACAAAGUGCUGUACUGCACACGACAUGCAAUGGUGAAAGAAGAAUCAGAGUUAUGACCCUUGCCCUGCCCACCACUCAGUCACUUGCGGAUGUUUACGCCUCUGCAGACCAAGCAGCGAUUGCUACAGUCUUCAGUCACAAAGCCGUUGAGCGUGCUCUGGGCAGCGGACUAGAACCUGCACGAGAUGCGCUACGAGCUAAGCUUAUUGAGCUUCUACAGACAUACCGGAAAGAAUUAGCUGGUGGCAAUAUGGGAGGUGGUGGCCUGCAAUUCCCCACGAAUUUGAGAUGCUUGCCCGUUCUUUUCCUGGGAUUAAUCAAAAAUAUUGGCCUUCGACAAUCUGCGCAAAUACCAAGCGAUAUGCGCUCCGCUGCCUUGUGUCAGCUUUCGACCUUGCCGUUACCACUCCUUAUUCAGUUUAUAUACCCUAGAAUGUAUUCAUUGCACGACAUGCCCGACAGUGCUGGCCUGCCCGACGAAGAAAAUGGUGACAUCGUUCUACCGCCCGCGAUCAACCUCUCUUCCCAGAGUCUCGUUCCAUAUGGGCUUUACCUAAUUGAUGAUGGUCAAACGCAAUUUCUUUGGGUGGGCCGCGAAGCUGUCCCUCAGCUGGUGGCAGAUGUCUUCGAAGUGCUAGAUCGGACACAACUGAAAGUAGGCAAGACGACAUUGCCGGUGCUCGACAACGACUUCAAUGAGCGGGUCAGAGCCAUCGUCGAGAAGAGUCGGGACCACAGGAGCAAGGGGGUUGGGAGCAUCGUCGUACCGAGUCUGUAUGUGGUACGAGAAGAUGGCGAGCCGGGAAUGAGACUGUGGGCCCAAUCCAUGCUCGUGGAGGACAGGGCGGACCAAGGCGUCAGUCUGGCCCAAUGGUUGGGCACUAUGAGGGAAAAGAUGAAUGAACCAGAAGGAUUUUUGAGUUCAUUCCAAUGA